CCCUUGUUUAACACAUAGGUCAAUGCGUAGAGAAUUUUCUGUUGCGUGAUGUCUGGAUGGCCAUACUAUUUCGUGAGGGGGUCUCACUCCGCUACCGCUGCUUUCACGUUAUGUAUGUGUUGUGGUAAGACUAAUAAGGAAUCGAGCACGUUUAGUCGAGACUAUUAGCCUUUUCUAUGUAAUAUAAUAGAGGGUUCAGAAUCGGCCACAUAGAUAAAGAAGCCAAGUCGAGUAUGUAUAGAGCUAUAUGCUCUUAAAGGUCAAAGCUACUACAUAUACGAAACCUGGCUUAUCUAUCUACUAGGGUCCUGCUUCGGAGUAUUGGUUCAUCAUAAAAGGUCCCCUGUCUGUCGGACACCUGGUAAUACAUACGUACCAUACCGCUGGUGCUAUAGGCCAUUGCGACGGGAUCAACAGGUGAAAAUGGCUACAGUUUGCAAACUUAUCUAAACCUGGAACACAAUCUUUUCAGCCAUCAAUUCUGUUUCGCCUUUCAAUGAUCGAUGAAUCGUGCCGUUCUAUAUUCCAUCCAAAGGAGUCAUUCGUUUCCUCCGUUCAUCCGAAUGACUUUAGGACGCUAUUAUGCCCUUCAUCUUCCCCAUCGAGACCCAAGAUCAAAGGGCCAUCAUAGUCUGCGGCGUUGUGUUUAGCCUCCUAGCGGUGGUAUCUGUUGCCCUGCGCGUCUUGGCCAGGCACAGGGCGAAUAGGGUGCUCGACUUGAGUGACUUUUUUGUUAUUGCAGCUUGCGUUUUUGCUGUCCUCUAUCAAGGCGUGUCUAUCUCAUCCGUUCUUAUAGGUGGAGUAGGUUAUCACACCGAUGAAAUAAAGAACAGGUUUGGCGUCGAGUCCGGAGCAGAGAUAUUCCUCCAGCAUACAGUUGCCAACCAGCUACUAUGGGCAAUUAGCCUCUGUCUUUGCAGAGUUUCAAUUCUCAUAUUAUCUACGAGAAUCUUCCUGGUACAGAGUUUUAUCGUAACCGCCAGAAUUACUUACGUUCUUGUCUUCGGAUGGGGGUUAACUGCCAUUCUCACCGCAUUUCUCCUGUGUAGACCCUUCACCUAUAAUUGGGAUAAAUCGAUCGAGGGAGGAGUCUGUGGAGACCCGACGGUACCAUGGACUGUAACAGGAGUCCUCAACAUGAUAACUGACCUGAUAAUUCUUCUCAUGCCGAUGCCUUAUCUGCUAAGGCUUGAGGUAUCAUGGGAGAAACGACUUCGGCUAGCAGCAAUCUUUGGCAUAUUAGUGUUGCCCUGCAUUGUUAGCAUCGUCCGUAUAGCCGAGAUGGUCAAAAUGGACUUCAGCGAUUUCACAUUCACUUCUCCGCAUACCAUUUUGCUUAGCUCGCUUGAGCCCUGUCUCGGCGUGGUGGCAGCGUGUGCAAUGACUAUGCGUCCCCUUUUCGGCGGUCGAUACUCACCUGACGGAACAGCAAAUUUCAGUACUCCGCCUACUGCACCCCUACCGAAGAAAAACAGCAACCGUCGAUUCCAACCGCUCACCGAAAACACAUCAGAAACACGCCUACGUCCCGAAGAAGUCGGAUAUCAGGCAUCGAUAGCGAAAUCUCCAGAGCCACUCAUGGGUUUCGGCGGCUUAGGUGAGAUCGGUCUUGAGAUGGGGGCAAUUUCGAUAAGGCAUGAAUGGAUUGUAAAGGAGGAGCCUCGCCCGAGGAGUUCAGAUACGGAAAAGGACAAGAGUCUAAGAUGAUAUGAUCACGUAACCCAAAUACUAUGAUACCCCUUUUUGCAAGAUACCUUCUAUUAAAUCGCUUUAAAGGUGGAUUACUGUUGGAUACAGUAUUGCCGAGGUCUCCCUGAAGACUCGAGAAUAGAACAACAAUUCAAAUUAAUGUU
Messenger RNA from Daldinia decipiens, 1853 nucleotides. RefSeq lists its product as uncharacterized. The coding region runs from base 583 to 1707 and encodes 374 amino acids. Lineage: Eukaryota; Fungi; Ascomycota; Sordariomycetes; Xylariales; Hypoxylaceae. The transcript has 6 exons. The record is from RefSeq and is a predicted model, not a curated record.